Symbiodinium sp. CCMP2592 is the source of this 624-nucleotide messenger RNA. The record is from the annotation of a GenBank genome assembly. Lineage: Eukaryota; Dinophyceae; Suessiales; Symbiodiniaceae.
AUGCCCGCUGCAUCUUUCGGCGUGUUUUCACGUGGUCUUUGUUUCGAGGUUCUCCUGGCCCAUCGCCACCUGCUCUGCCUGGCUGCCUCUCUGGGUGCUGCUGCCUUUGCACGCUCCCACCUACGGAGCAGGCAAGCUCGAGCAGGCCGCUCGCGACGGCGGAAUGUUGUCCUUCGACGGAAUCAGCUCGAGGAAUCCGGCAUUGAGGAAUCUGGCGAUGCGCUGAUACCUGCCAUGCCCAUCGGGCGACUGGUGAGCAAAGGCAGUACCACAGGACUCGAGUAUGAUCCCUUCGAUGCGCCUGAGUUCAUCGAGGACGAGCAUGGUGGAGGCAUCUUCAGCUGGAUGCCCGUCACAGCAGAAGGCGGCUUAAUGCCAGAAGGUGAAUACGACGAGCAGUCCUUCGAGGUUCCUGCAGAUCGCCUUGACUAUUUACAGGGAGGUGGAUGGCUCCAGGCAGGCGAGAGCGAGGACUAUCGUGCCUACAUCGUGGGCGAAGUGUCUGAAGUGCAUGGACGUAAAUGGCAGCGCGUUGUCUUGAAGGGCCGGAAGGACUCGGUACGCGAGGGUGGCCUGCGGCUGAUGGCGUCACAGCUGCAAGUGAUCACGGCAGAAACAGCCUAA